GAAAUAGACAACAGGCGUUGAUUUGGUUCUUAUUUUGAUUCAUUUUUCAUUCUGUUUUUGUCUCGUGUUUUUGGUCAUUCAUUUUAAUUGUUGAUUAGUUGUAAUUUCUUUGGUUUAAUUGGUUGGUUAUUGAGAAUGGACGAUGAACUUGCUAUGAUUCGAGCUCGAAGACUUGAGCAACUUCAACAGCAACAUUCUGAAAGUUCAAAGAGUCCUUUAGGUGAUAAUUCUGCUGCUGCUGCUGCUGAUGCUGCUAAGAAGGAGGAGAGGAAGGAGAAGGAAGAUGAAUUUCGAAAUUCAAUGUUGACUCAAAUAUUAUCUCAAGAAGCUCGAGCUCGUCUGAAUACGAUAAAAACGGCGAAACCCGAAAAAGGGACAAUGGUGGAAGAUAUUUUGAUCAACAAUGCGAGAAUGGGAGCAAUUAGAAGUAAAUUGUCCGAAGAUGAAUUUAGAAAUAUCCUGGAAAAAGUUAGCGAAAGAUUCAAGAAAGAAACCAAAGUACAAUUCGACAGAAGAAGAGCUGCCAUUGAUUCUGAUGAUGAUGAUUAAAGUGUUUCUUUUUCAUUCAUAAUCUUUGCUAAAUUGUAAAGGAUUAAACUUUUCACAAGCUUCGCAA
Panonychus citri (citrus red mite) is the source of this 616-nucleotide messenger RNA. Its product is annotated as programmed cell death protein 5-like. Lineage: Eukaryota; Metazoa; Arthropoda; Arachnida; Trombidiformes; Tetranychidae. The record is from RefSeq and is a predicted model, not a curated record. Bases 136 to 549 code for a protein of 137 amino acids. Gene Ontology annotation, molecular function: DNA binding. The transcript has 2 exons. Gene Ontology annotation, cellular component: nucleus; cytosol.